UCUAGACAGAUGGUGGAAUCGUCAAAAGUCUUACUUCACGGAAAAUACGUUCUCGGCGAUCUCCUAGGUCAAGGAGCUUUCGCCAAGGUCUACCAUGCCCGAAACGUGAAAACGCAAGAAAGCGUGGCGAUUAAGAUAAUAGACAAGGAAAAAAUCCUAAAACGCGGCUUAAUCUCCCACAUAAAACGCGAGAUCGCCAUCCUCCGCCGCGUCCGUCACCCAAACAUCGUCCGAUUAUUCGAAGUAAUGGCGACCAAAACAAAAAUCUACUUCGUAAUGGAAUACGUAAGAGGCGGCGAACUUUUCAACAAAGUAGCCAUGGGUCGAUUAAAAGAAGACAUCGCUCGUAAAUAUUUCCAACAGCUCAUCUCCGCCGUCGCGUUCUGCCAUAAUCGCGGCGUUUAUCACCGCGAUCUCAAACCUGAAAAUCUACUCCUAGACGAAAACGGCGAUCUUAAAGUAUCUGAUUUCGGACUCAGCUGCGUUUCAGACGGAACACAACAAGAUGGGUUAUUUCAUACGUUUUGUGGAACUCCGGCGUACGUAGCGCCGGAAGUUCUCGCCGGAAAAGGAUAUGAUGCAAGUAAAGCAGAUAUAUGGUCUUGUGGAGUUAUUCUGUUCGUACUCAUGGCUGGUUAUUUACCAUUCCGUGAUUUUAACUUAAUUUCAAUGUAUAGAAAGAUCUAUAAAGGCGAAUUCCGAUGCCCCAGAUGGUUUUCACCUCCGAUGACUCGAUUGCUUAAUAAAUUACUCCGAACAAAUCCCCAAACAAGAAUCACAAUACCCGAAAUCAUGAAAAAUAAAUGGUUUAAAAAAGGGUUCAAACACGUUAAGUUCUACAUUGACGGCGAUAAAAUGUGCAGCGUGGAGGAAGAAGACGAUGAAAACGACCCCGGGUCAGAUUCCAACACCGACAAUGAAACCGAGGAGGUUGUCGUUAUAAAAAAGAAACCCCGUUUGAUCCCCCGUUUGAUCGGAAACUUACCAAGACCGAUGAGUUUAAACGCGUUUGACAUAAUAUCAUUCUCAUCUAGCUUUGAUUUGUCUGGUUUAUUCGAAGACGGCGGUGGUGAAGGAGAACGGUUUGUUUCAGGGGCGCCGGUGACUAAGAUUAUAUCGAAAUUGGAAGAGAUAGCUAAAGUUGUGAGCUUUGGAGUGAGGAAGAAUGAGAAAGAUUGUAAAGUGUGUUUUGAAGGUUCUAGAAAGAUUGGGGUUAAAGGGUCGCCGUUGAGGAUUGCGGCGGAGAUAUUUGAGUUAACGCCGGAGUUGAGAAUGGUGGAGGUGAAGAAGAAAGGAGGUGAUAAAGGAGAAUAUAAAGAGUUUUAUCAAAGAAAAUUGAAACCUGGUUUAUUGACACUUAAUAGUUCUAAACAAGAAUCUGAUCAAUUUAAACUUUUGAAUUUGAAUGUUGAUGAUUCACGUUUGCCUUCUGAUACUGAAUAA
Molecule: messenger RNA, 1443 nt
Organism: Impatiens glandulifera
Lineage: Eukaryota; Viridiplantae; Streptophyta; Magnoliopsida; Ericales; Balsaminaceae
Product: CBL-interacting serine/threonine-protein kinase 12-like
Exons: 1
Coding region: 10-1443 (477 amino acids)
Biological process (GO): signal transduction; protein phosphorylation
Molecular function (GO): protein kinase activity; ATP binding
Source: RefSeq, a predicted model, not a curated record